GGUUCGAGUUUAAUUGAUCCUGAACCCAUCCCUAGCCCACCAGAGUUGGUGAACGAUAGUUUUGGGUUGGGUCUAAUUUCAGGUGUGCUCCUCAGCAUUGAAACUUUUCUCGCUGUGUAGCUCUUUUGUUUCAGGGGCAGUCAUUUGUUUUCCUUUAUUUCGCACUCUUUCCAGAACUCUCUUUCUCUCUCCGCAUACAAUCGCCCCUGAACACAGAAAUCAAACACUCUGGUACAAAAAGCUUCCUUAAUUCGAAAAAAUGGCGACUGUCAUGCAGAAAAUCAAAGAUAUCGAAGAUGAGAUGGCAAAGACCCAAAAGAAUAAGGCUACUUCACAACAUCUUGGACUGUUGAAGGCUAAACUUGCAAAGUUACGGAGGGAUCUUUUGACGCCCACAACGAAAGGAGGUGGUGGGGCUGGUGAAGGUUUUGACGUCACAAAAAGUGGAGAUGCGCGAGUUGGGUUGGUUGGCUUUCCAUCUGUUGGGAAAUCAACAUUGCUUAACAAGUUGACUGGGACUUUCUCUGAGGUUGCUUCUUAUGAAUUUACUACAUUGACUUGCAUUCCUGGAGUGAUAAUGUAUAGAGGAGCCAAAAUUCAGCUGUUGGACCUGCCAGGUAUCAUCGAGGGUGCCAAGGAUGGAAAAGGUAGAGGAAGGCAGGUCAUCAGUACUGCAAGGACAUGCAAUUGCAUAUUGAUUGUUCUUGAUGCAAUAAAGCCAAUAACUCACAAACGUCUUAUAGAAAAGGAGCUUGAAGGAUUUGGCAUAAGGUUGAACAAGGAGCCGCCCAAUUUAUCCUUCCGGAAGAAAGAAAAGGGUGGUAUCAAUUUGACCUCAACAGUUACUAAUACACAUUUGGAUCUGGAUACGGUGAAGGCAGUAUGCAGUGAAUACAGAAUUCACAAUGCUGAUAUCACUCUUAGAUUUGAUGCAACUGCAGACGAUCUCAUUGACGUUAUUGAGGGAAGUAGAGUUUAUAUGCCGUGCAUAUAUGUCAUAAACAAAAUUGAUCAGAUUACGCUUGAAGAGUUAGAAAUUCUGGAUAAACUUCCUCAUUACUGCCCAAUCAGUGCUCAUCUAGAAUGGAACCUUGAUGGUUUGCUGGAGAAGAUCUGGGAGUACCUGAACCUUACUCGUAUAUACACAAAACCGAAGGGGUUGAAUCCAGAUUAUAAUGACCCUGUCAUCCUUUCAUCCAGGAAGAGAACUGUGGAAGAUUUCUGUGAACGGAUUCACAAGGAUAUGGUCAAACAAUUUAAGAAUGCUCUCGUCUGGGGAUCGAGUGUGAAGCACAAGCCUCAAAGAGUUGGCAAGGAACAUGAACUCGAGGAUGAAGACGUGGUUCAAAUUAUCAAAAAGAUUUGAUUGAGCAUCUUUUAAAUGAAAUGAUGACCAGCACACAAUCCUGUAGAAAACGUUAUUUAGAGAAACAUUUUGGCAAAAGGUACAGAGGUCAUGUUUUUGAUGCAAACUUCAGGUCUCUUCUGUCUGUCAUGGAGGUUUUGGCUAGCAUGUACGUUUGUGUUUCCUGCGAUACAAAGCGGAGUGUUUCAGGAUGUACGUGUAGAACGGUUAAUAAACUUGAUGUUGGUAUCAGGUAUUAUGUCCUCAAUGUACCAAGAGUUAAAACACCAUGGGCGACUAUAGUUCUCCGUGGAACGUAUGAUCUUACUAUCAUCACCUUGUUCUGUUUCUGGAACUUUUUUGGGUUUGGAAUGUUUUCUUGGAUAUUAAUUAUCACUUCAUAGC
Molecule: messenger RNA, 1750 nt
Organism: Spinacia oleracea (spinach)
Lineage: Eukaryota; Viridiplantae; Streptophyta; Magnoliopsida; Caryophyllales; Amaranthaceae
Product: developmentally-regulated G-protein 3
Exons: 10
Coding region: 260-1366 (368 amino acids)
Molecular function (GO): GTP binding; GTPase activity
Source: RefSeq, a predicted model, not a curated record